AUGUCGGAAAAUGGUGAUAUGCCGCCGAAGCCCUCGCCGUCCGCGCUGAAGUUUGACCUGCUGGCGAGAUGCUCGACCACGAAAGCGCGUGCAGCAACACUGCACCUCCCCCAUGGCUCCGUUCAACUUCCGCUGUUUAUGCCAGUGGCCACGCAGGCAUCGCUGAAAGGUCUGACGCCUAAGCAACUGGAAGAGACGAGCUGCCGACUGUGCUUGAAUAAUACAUACCACUUGGGGCUUAAGCCUGGCCAGAAGACACUGGAUGCUAUUGGCGGCGCGCACAAGUUGCAGUCAUGGCCACACAACAUUCUAACAGGAAAUUGCAGCUUCCAGAUGGUCUCGUUACUACAGCUUGCUCAGGUGACUGAAGAAGGAGUGCGCUUUCUUAGCCCUCACGAUGGCACGCCCAUGCUCUUGACUCCAGAGCAUUCGAUCUCGCUUCAGAACUCCAUCGGCUCGGAUAUCAUGAUGCAACUCGACGACGUGAUUGCCACAACGUCCCCAGACCACGCACGAAUCAAGGAGGCCAUGUACCGAUCUGUGCGUUGGCUUGAUCGCUGUAUUGCAGCACACAAGAAACCUGAAACGCAAAAUCUCUUCUGCAUUAUCCAAGGAGGACUCGAUCUGGAACUCCGCAAGGAAUGCUGCAAAGAAAUGCUCGCCCGAGAUACUCCGGGUAUUGCCAUUGGAGGUCUCAGCGGCGGCGAGGCCAAGACCGAGUUUUGCAAAAUUGUCGACACUUGCACCACGAUGUUCCCACCAAACAAGCCGCGCUACGUUAUGGGAGUUGGCUAUCCAGAGGACAUCCUAGUGUCUGUCGCACUCGGUGCAGACAUGUUUGACUGCGUCUGGCCCACGCGAACAGCCCGGUUUGGCAACGCCAUCACCGACGAGGGCGUGUUCAAUCUACGGCAUGCUUCCUACGCAAACGACUUUGGCCCCAUCGCGAAUGGCUGCAAGUGUGUGUGCUGUAGGCCAUCAGAUGAUGGUGGUCUUGGCAUCACAAGAGCCUACAUCUAUCACACUGCUGCCAAGGAAACUGCAGGCUCACACCUGUUGAGUAUGCACAAUGUGCAUUACAUGCUGGAUCUGGUCCGCCGAAUGCGUGAAGCUAUUCUCGAAGAUCGCUACCCGGAUUUCCUCAAGGCCUACUUCAACACAUUAUAUGCUGGUGAUAACGAGAGGAUUCCCUCGUGGGCCGUGGAAGCUCUAAGAGGCGUCGGCGUGGAUUUGCUAGAGCGCUGA
Messenger RNA from Cercospora beticola, 1245 nucleotides. The record is from RefSeq and is a predicted model, not a curated record. Lineage: Eukaryota; Fungi; Ascomycota; Dothideomycetes; Mycosphaerellales; Mycosphaerellaceae.